CCACGUCUCGUCGUUGCCAUCACAACGCAGACGUGCAGCUCAGGCCCUGACAAUCAGCAAAAGGUUCCAAAACCAAGGGAGAAAAAAAGUCAGCCACGCAGACCCCAAUUCAUUGAUAUUAAGCCACCACCAGCUGUCUCCACAGUCAUUUUUCCGUUACGACAUUGAAUACAGUCGUCCCACCCUUGUAUGAUGGUUUGUGAAGCAAGCCAAUUCACUCGAACCAUAGAGCUCGCUAUUGGGGCAUUCCACUCCCUUUGCAACCAUUGCCGCACUGCCCUCCCCGGAAACAAACACUAGCUAGCCUAGGCACCAAACAAAAACUUGGAACACUGCCCAAAGAGGCCCAACGUUACUGAAUAGUGUUCGCAAUGAACGCGACAAAGAGGAAGUUCAACGCCCUUCUGCAGGGAAUCGGCGCAAGACCAUCCUCACCCUCCUCGAACGAGACAAACACACGACCUGUCGCCUCUCCCUCUCCAUCCGCAUCUCAUACCUCAACGACUAUCAACAACAGCGCCUCCGAUCCGGAUCAAAGCAUGCCGUUCUCAAGCUCGAACAAGAUCGAUCUCCUCAAGCGCCGUAGGGUGGGCGCUCCAGAUUCCUCCCCAACUGCAGACUGUACCUCGUCCUUGGGUAGGGCUCCUACAAUCACCGCCCCAGGCCUGCCUACCGUCCUGUUGAGGAGGACGCCUGGUGGCAAAACCAACAUACGCAAUGGGCCGAUUGCUCAGGAUAAAACCCCGCUCACCAUCCCACGAUAUUGCCCUGGAGAUCGGGACCAGUUGAUCAAGCGCCUGGCCACGUUCCAGGAGCUGACUGACUGGACACCCAAGCCCGACCGCGUCAACGAGGUUGAGUGGGCCAAGAAGGGCUGGGUCUGUAUGGGAAAGGAGCGCCUGCGCUGUACCCUCUGCAAUAAGGAGAUGGUGGUCAAGCUGAACCGUAAGGAGGUUGAGGGCAAGGAGGUUCCGGUUCUUGUUGCUUCUGAGAUUGAGGAUGCCUUGGUGGAGAAGUAUGCCGAGCUCAUGGUAACUGCCCAUCAAGAGGAUUGUCUCUGGAGGGAACGUGGCUGCGAUGAUCAACUCAUCCGACUACCCCUUGCGAACCCUGCAGUUGCACUCGAGGCUCUUCGGAAGCGCUACGACGAGCUCUCCGCCCGCAAGGACUUUUUACCCUACGAAUUUAAUCUACGGCUGCCCGAGAAGCUUGACCUCGAUGCCAUCUUACAUAACCUACCUCCAACCUUCUUCAGCGACCCUCGGCCACCAGCAACUCAACCAACCGUACCCAACCGGUCAGCUUUGGCCCUCGCUAUGAUAGGCUGGCAAGGACUUGAGAAUCCCAAGAUCGGCGCUGUACCCAAUUCAGCCUCGUGUCACACUUGCCUCCGCCGCUUGGGUCUCUGGAUGUUCAAGAGCAAGGAAGUCGACCAGACCACUGGUGCCAUACUCGUACCCGCCAUGAUGGACCAUCUGGACCCGCUCAGGGAGCAUCGCGACUUCUGCCCCUGGAAGAAUGGUCACGCCCAGCGCAGCACGGGAGCCGGGACAUCGUCAAAGUCCAAGACUGGACAGUCGCCUAGCCCGGCCGGUUGGGAAGUGAUGGUGCAAGUGAUCAAAAACGAUGCAUACCUCCGCAACAGGAGUACAAAUAGACUUUUUGGGCAUAAAGGAUCCAAAAGUCUUGGUGGGCAGCCUGCGACCGCGGAAAAGACACCUACCCAGCCUACUACGCCGGUGCGACCGACGACGAGCGGCCACCAUGUCGGGGAUUCGACAAGGGACAACGGUGACGAGGAUGAAGAUGAAGCAACGCGGGACGCGAAGGACAAGGAGCGCUGGGCGAGGCUGCGCCGCGUCAAAAGUUUGUUUGAUCCCAAGGGCAAGCACAAGCUCAAGCGCUCGCAGAGUAGGCCUGGUACGGGGCACGGUUCGACACCGAAGCCAGACACCAGCAACGAACAGGCUGGUUAAGAUGACCGACCUUUUAUUUGUAUUCGAAUCUUGCAAGGCCGAUGUACGAUUACGUAGCAGAACAAGUUGUUUGUGACUGGGUGGCACACUGUCAAAAGCACAAACAGCUUCAAGUCGGAGAUAGAAUAGCGUUUAUGAGCAUGACAAAAAAUGGCUUUAAUUUCCAAUUGUCUAGGUAUCUCUUCCUAGCUUAACUCAAUCUUAAUGUCUCCUUCUACCCUAGUGAACAUUUCCA
Molecule: messenger RNA, 2211 nt
Organism: Pyricularia oryzae 70-15
Lineage: Eukaryota; Fungi; Ascomycota; Sordariomycetes; Magnaporthales; Pyriculariaceae
Exons: 2
Coding region: 372-1976 (534 amino acids)
Cellular component (GO): nucleus
Molecular function (GO): zinc ion binding
Source: RefSeq, a predicted model, not a curated record